AUGAACGUUUCACCAACAGAUAGGGUUCACACUCAGAAAGGCACACGGCAGACCCCGGAGCAUGACUCCGCGGCUGACCCAGCUGUUAACUUGCAGGAGGCACAUAAUUGCCUGAAUGAUCUAAAUGGACUAUUAAAUCACGAAGAUAUUCCUAAGAAACAAAGUGUAUACAUAGCUAAACUAGAAGGUGAAUUAGAAGCAACUAAAAAUAUAGAGGACUAUGUCCAAGGACUAAUUGCUACAGAAACUCAAAGUUACGUUAGUGCAACAAGUAGAAAUAGAAAUGUAAAUCAAGACAAUAAUGUCAGAUUAAGAUCAAAUUCAAAAAGAUCGCGAUCUCGAAAACGAGACGAUCAUGUGUUGUUAGUGUAUCCGAAAGAAGACACUGAACAGACUUCAGAAGAAGUUAAAGAACAAUUAACGAAGUACAUUAACCCAGGGAAGUUAAAAGUCGGUAUAAAAAACGUAAAGAAGAUAAGUAAAGGCGGGGUUUUGAUAGAAACGACAAAGAAAGAAGACCUCAAGAUAAUCGAAGAGGCAAUAAAAGAAAACAGAAAAUUAAAGGAUAGCGUCGACACUAGAAAGCCGCAAAAACUAAAUCCCCGAAUAAUAAUUUAUAAUGUCAAAGAAGACAUAACCAAGGAAAAACUAAAGAGAUUAAUAAAAUCCCAAAACACAGGGUUCGAAGAGAGUAACACAGAAGUCCUUUACCCGAUGAAGGCAAGAUUCGGAAACCACUGGGUUAUAACCACAGACCCGGAGACAUACCAACGCAUGAUGCGCCAAAAGAAAGUUAACCUACAAUGGACUAGAAACAAUGUGUGCGAAUACAUUAAAGUUACACAAUGCUCAAAAUGCUUAGGAUUUAACCACAAUGCAAAAAACUGCCAAAAAGAGAAAAUCUGCGCCGGAUGCGGAUCAGGAAAACACGAGGCUAAGGACUGCCCCAAAAAGGAGAAAACAUGUUCAAAUUGCACGAAAGCCAAUGACCGUUAUCACACGUGUCACAAUACUAAACACGAUACUAGAAGUAAGGACUGCCCAUGCUAUUAUAGAGAAUUAAGACUAUUAACCCAAAGAAUAAACUAUAGAUAG
Molecule: messenger RNA, 1095 nt
Organism: Stegodyphus dumicola
Lineage: Eukaryota; Metazoa; Arthropoda; Arachnida; Araneae; Eresidae
Source: RefSeq, a predicted model, not a curated record